GUCUGCGGAGCCCCCCGCCCCGCACCUCCCCCGCCCCGCACUGGCCAUUGGCUUGUCCUGGUCUCUUUUUCAUGUCCAGCCCCUGAUGUGUGUCCAUUGGUGUGAGCUUCCCCUUCCCUCCUCCCCUUCUCUCCUGCUCGCCCUGCCCAUGUUUUGUGUGUCUCUGUCCAUCCAGACUCCUGACGUUCAAGUUCGCAGGGACGUCACGUCCGCACUUGAACUUGCAGCUCAGGGGGGCUUUUGCCAUUUUUUUCAUCUCUCUCUCUCCCUCUCUCCCUCUUCUCUCUUCCUCUCUCUCUCUUUUUUUUUCUUAAAAAAAAAAAAAAGCCAUGACGGCUCUCCCACAAUUCAUCUUCCCUGCGCCAUCUUUGUAUUAUUUCUAAUUUAUUUUGGAUGUCAAAAGGCACUGAUGAAGAUAUUUUCUCUGGAGUCUCCUUCUUUCUAACCCGGCUCUCCCGAUGUGAACCGAGCCGUCGUCCGCACGCCGCCGCCGCCGCCGCCGCCCGCCCGCCCCGCAGCCCACCAUGUCUCGCCGCAAGCAAGGCAAACCCCAGCACUUAAGCAAACGGGAAUUCUCGCCCGAACCUCUUGAAGCCAUUCUUACAGAUGAUGAACCAGACCACGGCCCAUUGGGAGCUCCAGAAGGGGACCAUGACCUUCUCACCUGUGGGCAGUGCCAGAUGAAUUUCCCAUUGGGGGACAUUCUUAUUUUUAUCGAGCACAAACGGAAACAAUGCAAUGGCAGCCUCUGCUUAGAAAAAGGUGUGGAUAAGCCGCCUUCCCCUUCUCCCAUCGAGAUGAAAAAGGCAUCCAAUCCUGUGGAGGUUGGCAUCCAGGUCACGCCAGAGGAUGACGAUUGUUUAUCAACGUCAUCUAGAGGAAUUUGCCCCAAACAGGAACACAUAGCAGAUAAACUUCUGCACUGGAGGGGCCUGUCUUCCCCUCGAUCUGCACACGGAGCUCUAAUCCCCACGCCCGGGAUGAGUGCAGAGUAUGCCCCGCAGGGUAUUUGUAAAGAUGAGCCCAGCAGCUACACAUGUACAACUUGCAAACAGCCAUUCACCAGUGCAUGGUUUCUCUUGCAACACGCACAGAACACUCAUGGAUUAAGAAUCUACUUAGAAAGCGAACACGGAAGUCCCCUGACCCCGCGGGUUGGUAUCCCUUCAGGACUAGGUGCAGAAUGUCCUUCCCAGCCACCUCUCCAUGGGAUUCAUAUUGCAGACAAUAACCCCUUUAACCUGCUAAGAAUACCAGGAUCAGUAUCGAGAGAGGCUUCCGGCCUGGCAGAAGGGCGCUUUCCACCCACUCCCCCCCUGUUUAGUCCACCACCGAGACAUCACUUGGACCCCCACCGCAUAGAGCGCCUGGGGGCAGAAGAGAUGGCCCUGGCCACCCAUCACCCGAGUGCCUUUGACAGGGUGCUGCGGUUGAAUCCAAUGGCUAUGGAGCCUCCCGCCAUGGAUUUCUCUAGGAGACUUAGAGAGCUGGCAGGGAACACGUCUAGUCCACCGCUGUCCCCAGGCCGGCCCAGCCCUAUGCAAAGGUUACUGCAACCAUUCCAGCCAGGUAGCAAGCCACCCUUCCUGGCGACGCCCCCACUCCCUCCUCUGCAAUCCGCCCCUCCUCCCUCCCAGCCCCCGGUCAAGUCCAAGUCAUGCGAGUUCUGCGGCAAGACGUUCAAAUUUCAGAGCAACUUGGUGGUACACCGGCGCAGCCAUACUGGCGAGAAGCCCUACAAGUGCAACCUGUGCGACCAUGCAUGCACACAGGCCAGCAAGCUGAAGCGCCACAUGAAGACACACAUGCACAAGUCGUCCCCCAUGACAGUCAAGUCCGACGACGGCCUCUCCACAGCCAGCUCCCCGGAACCCGGCACCAGCGACCUGGUGGGCAGCGCCAGCAGUGCGCUCAAGUCAGUGGUGGCCAAGUUCAAGAGUGAGAAUGACCCCAACUUGAUCCCAGAGAACGGGGAUGAGGAGGAAGAGGAGGACGACGAGGAAGAAGAAGAAGAGGAGGAAGAGGAGGAGGAGGAGCUGACGGAGAGCGAGAGGGUGGACUACGGCUUCGGGCUGAGCCUGGAGGCUGCGCGCCACCAUGAGAACAGCUCUCGGGGCGCAGUGGUGGGCGUGGGCGACGAGGGCCGCGCCCUACCCGAUGUCAUGCAGGGCAUGGUGCUUAGCUCCAUGCAGCACUUCAGCGAGGCCUUCCACCAGGUCCUGGGCGAGAAGCAUAAGCGCAGCCACCUGGCUGAGGCCGAGGGCCAUAGGGACACUUGCGACGAAGACUCGGUGGCCGGCGAGUCGGACCGCAUAGACGAUGGCACUGUUAAUGGUCGUGGCUGCUCUCCUGGCGAAUCGGCUUCGGGGGGUCUGUCCAAAAAGCUGCUGCUGGGUAGCCCCAGCUCGCUGAGCCCCUUCUCCAAGCGCAUCAAGCUGGAGAAGGAGUUUGACCUGCCCCCGGCCGCGAUGCCUAACACGGAGAACGUGUACUCGCAGUGGCUCGCUGGCUAUGCGGCCUCCAGGCAGCUCAAAGAUCCCUUCCUUACCUUCGGAGACUCCAGACAAUCGCCUUUUGCCUCCUCGUCAGAGCACUCCUCGGAGAACGGGAGCUUGCGCUUCUCCACACCGCCCGGGGAGCUGGACGGAGGGAUCUCGGGGCGCAGCGGCACGGGAAGUGGAGGGAGCACGCCCCAUAUUAGUGGUCCGGGCCCGGGCAGGCCCAGCUCAAAAGAGGGCAGACGCAGCGACACUUGUGAGUACUGUGGGAAAGUCUUCAAGAACUGUAGCAAUCUCACUGUCCACAGGAGAAGCCACACGGGCGAAAGGCCUUAUAAAUGCGAGCUGUGCAACUAUGCCUGUGCCCAGAGUAGCAAGCUCACCAGGCACAUGAAAACGCAUGGCCAGGUGGGGAAGGACGUUUACAAAUGUGAAAUUUGUAAGAUGCCUUUUAGCGUGUACAGUACCCUGGAGAAACACAUGAAAAAAUGGCACAGUGAUCGAGUGUUGAAUAAUGAUAUAAAAACUGAAUAGAGGUAUAUUAAUACCCCUCCCUCACUCCCACCUGAUGACCCUCUUUUCACCCCUUCCCCAUUGUCCUUCCAGCCCUACUCCCUGUAGGAUUUUUUCUAGUCCCAUGUGAUCAAACAAACAAACAAACAACAGAAGUAAUGGAAGCUAAGAAUAUGAAUGAGUGCUUGUCACCAGCACACCUGGUUUUUUGUUUUUUGCUUUGUUUUGUUUUUUUUCCUUUUCUUCUUUUUCUUCUUUUUUUAAUUUUAAUUUUUUUAUGUUUUCACCGUUUGAAUGCAUGUUUGGGGCAAUACUAUUGCAUUUUACGCAAACUUUGAGCCUUUCUCUUGUGCAAUAAUUUACAUGUUGUGUAUGUUGUUUCUUUUCCCCUUAACGUAGACAGCAUGUAUGGUAUGUUAUGGCUAUUUUAAAUUGUCCCUAAUUCAUUAUGAGCAAACAUGUUGCUGUUUCCAGUUCCGUUCUGAGAGUGUGAGAGAGGGAGGGUAAAAACCAAACCAUGCUGCAUACUUCUGUAAUACAUAUCAUGUACAGCUUUAUUUUAUAACAUGAGGAGGGAAACAGUUUGGGUUAACUAACCCUCUACAGACAGAACAAAUAGCACUGGAAAAAAAACCGUGCUAAAUGUCUGUCUCUAAAGGGUUACAUGUAUUAAUUGGAGAGGGAAUAAGGCCUUGAACUGACAAAUUAACAGAAGAACAAGUUGAUUCUAUCAUUUGGCUUUUAAAAUGAGUGCCUUGGAUCUAUUCAAACCAUGAUGAUGGUUUUUCCUGCUUGUUAUAAACUUGUAGCUUAAUCCAGCAUUGGGUGAGGUAAUAAACUUUAGGACCUAGCAUGUAAUUCUGUGUUGUAUUUCUCACAACAAUGGCUACCUAAAAAUAUGACCCAUUAUGUCCUAGCUAAUCAUCGAUUUUUGCCUUUAACUUUGUGAACAAAACCUGAUUAUUUAUACUAGUAUAAAAGCUACUUUGCUCCUGAUGAAAGCGUAAAAGAAAUGGGCUGCUUUGCCUAAAGUUUCAUUUUAUUUUUUUUAAAUGGUUAUCAAAUUGAAUGUGAAACGUGCAAAGGCCCUGGAAUGUGGUGAAAUACAUUAGCAAGGAGUUCAUCUUAUGACAACUCUUUUUAAAAUAAUACAUUUAAUGAAAUUCUGGCGCCAAAAGAAGUAGAUCCAGCUCCAGUUGGUUGUCAAAUGGACAAUCAAAUGAUAAACUUAGCCCGUUAGAGGACAUUUGAAACAGGCUGAUAUGGUGAGAGAGGGAGAGAGAGAGAGAGAGAGAGAGAGAGAGAGAGAGAGAGAAAGAAAGAAACAGAAAACAGUAAGUGAUUGGUUAGCACAAUGUGGUACUGUUUGCCAUUUGAAACUAGAACAGGAGUACAAGCAACUAGUGAUACGAUGAUGAUUAACUAUGAACCUCUAAGACUUACAUUUAAUGUGACCGUCUUCAAAAAGAAGAGGAAGACCUUUAAAAGCAGCAGUAUCUAUGUCUGUGCACCCUGGAAGUUGUAUCAUUUCUUUUCCAUACACUGUGUGCUAUUUGUGUUAACAUGGAAGAGGAUUCGUUGUUUUUAUUUUAUUUUAUUCUUUCUUUUUUUCUUUUUAAAUUCCUUCUUUGUUUUAAGCUAGCAUCUGCCCCAGUUGGUGUUCAAAUAGCACUUGACUCUGCCUGUGAUACCUGUAUCUUUUCUCUAAUCAGAGAUACAGAGGUUGAGUAUAAAAUAAACCUGCUCAGAUAGGACAAUUCAGUGCACUGUACAGUUUUCCCAGUUUACAGGUCUUUAUUAAGGGAAACGUUGCAAGAAUGCUGAAAAAAAUUGAACACAAUCUCAAUGAUGAGCAUUAAAAAAUAAUAAAAAAAAAUCUAAAAAAAAAAAAAAAACUAAGACAAACGUUGCCAGCCAUUUACUUGACUAAUGAGCUUACUCACUUGGACGCAACAUUGCAAGCGCUGUGAAUGGAACAACACACUUAACAUAGAAACGAAUGACUUUCGCUUCUACAGUGCAAGGAUUUUUGUACAAAACUUUUUUAAGUAUAAAUGUUAAGAAAAGAAUUUUUAAAAAGACACUUCAUUAUGUUUAGGGGGGAACAGCAUUUUAGGGUUCCAUUGUCUUGGUGGUGUUACAAGACCUGUUAUCCAUUUAAAAAUGGUAGUGGAAAUUUUAUGCCUUGGAUCACACACCGCUCUUCAGGUUGUAAAAAAAAAAUACAUGGGGAAAGGUUUAAGAUUAUAUAGUACUUAAAUAUAGGAAAAUGCACACUCAUGUUGGUUCCUAUGCUAAAACACAUUUAUGGUCUUUUUUCUGUAUUUCUAGAAUGGUAUUUGAAUUAAAUGUUCAUCUAGUGUUAGGCACUAUAGUAUUUAUAUUGAAGCUUGUAUUUUUAACUGUUGCUUGUUCACUCAAAAGGUAUCAAUGUACCUUUUUGUUAGUAGAAAAAAAAGACAGGCUGCCACAGUAUAUUUUUUUAAUUUGGCAGGAUAAUAUAGUGAAAAUUAUUUGUAUGCUGAGAGAGAGAGAGAGAGAGAGAGAGAGAGAGAGAGAGAGAGAGAGAGAGAGAGAGGUGACAUUGUACAGAGAAGCCAUAUAAUGGCGGUUUGGGGAGCCUGCUAGAAUGUCACAUGGAUGGCUGUCAUAGGGGUUGUACAUAUCCUUUUUUUCCCUUUUCCUGCUGCCAUGCUGUAUGCAGUACUGCAAGCUAAUAGCGUUGGUUUGUUAUGUAGUGUGCUUUUGGCCCUCCUUCCCGAUCACCCGACAUUCCAGCAUCUUACCUUCAUAUGCAGUAAAAGAAAGAAAAAAAAAAAGGAAAAAAAACAACAACAAUGUUUUGCAGUUUUUUUCAUUGCCAAAAUCUAAAUGGUGCUUUAUAUUUAGAUUGGAAAGAAUUUCAUAUGCAAAGCAUAUUAAAGAGAAAGCCCGCUUUAGUCAAUACUUUUUUGUAAAUGGCAAUGCAGAAUAUUUUGUUAUUGGCCUUUUCUAUUCCUGUAAUGAAAGCUGUUUGUCGUAACUUGAAAUUUUAUCUUUUACUAUGGGAGUCACUAUUUAUUAUUGCUUAUACGCCCUGUUCAAAACAGAGGCACUUAAUUUGAUCUUUUAUUUUUCUCUGUUUUUAUUAUUUUUUUUAUUUGGAUGACCAAAGGUCAUUGCAACCUGGCUUUUUACUGUAUUUGUUUCUGGUCUUUGUUAAGUUCUAUUGGAAAAACCACUGUCUGUGUUUUUUUGGCAGUUGUCUGCAUUAACCUGUUCAUACACCCAUUUUGUCCCUUUAUUGAAAAAAAAUAAAAAAAUUAAAGUACAAUGUAA
Molecule: messenger RNA, 6329 nt
Organism: Grammomys surdaster
Lineage: Eukaryota; Metazoa; Chordata; Mammalia; Rodentia; Muridae
Gene: Bcl11a
Product: BAF chromatin remodeling complex subunit BCL11A
Exons: 4
Coding region: 525-3032 (835 amino acids)
Biological process (GO): regulation of transcription by RNA polymerase II; negative regulation of dendrite development
Cellular component (GO): nucleus
Molecular function (GO): DNA-binding transcription factor activity; RNA polymerase II cis-regulatory region sequence-specific DNA binding
Source: RefSeq, a predicted model, not a curated record